GAGUUUCUUUGCUAAUAUUUAUAUUAACUUGAAAGAAAGAUUCCACAAAGUAAAGAACAGAUUUACGUGCUGAUGCUAUAAUAUUCGUGUAAGCUUUUAAAGUUUAUUUUAAAUAAAUAUCUAUUUUUACCUCACUCAAGCGGCACUCUUACAUACUCAUACUAAAACUAAAGUUCUAAAGUCUAAACGCACUCGUACUCGUACUCAUUAACAUUAGUCAUUUCAUUAGUCAUUUUGAGUUGUGAGUAGUCUACGUCUACUUCUUAACUUAACUAAACUUACUACAUACACCCAGACUGACACUAUGUUACUGUACAGUACCGUCUACAUUACACUACUUGCUGUAACAAUAACAUGCAACACUACAUUUUUGACAUAAAAUUUAAAGUUAGCUGAUAACUGAUAAUGAUAAGCAUCAACUGUGAAUAAUCAUCCCACCCCAUAAUUACUAAAGCCACAUAGCUUGUUGUUAGCCAUUACAUGAGCCCCUUUGUCCAACUGCAGGUUUUUUGUCACAACUUAAAAUAAAACAAUUUAAACAAUGCAUUAUUUUGUUUUACUAUAAAGUGGGCCUAUAAUUAUAAUGCGUUCAAAAAAGAAAUUUGACGAAACUUUUAAUGUGUGAAUGUGAACUGAAAAAAAGAUUUGACCAAAUUUCCGUCUAAAAUUUUUCUGUCAACGAAACUUCUUUCUAUCAAAUUUCCUGUAACCAAAUGUACCAUCUUUAUUAUUUUUUUCCUUCGCCUUCUGAUCUGUGUUAUUACUAUGCACUUUCGUAAUUUUCAUCAUCUGAAUUAAGUGAGCGUCAAUAUUAUUUCUGCCAUGUAUGAUAUGAAGUUCAUUAACUUUAAAAAUGUAAUAUACCUACAAUAAAAAGGAAUUGCCAUAAUUUAAUUUUUUUUAUAAAUAUGAUUAACAAAGAAAAAUUAUAUAUUUAUUUUUCAGGAAAUAAAUAAAAGGAAAUACUGCUAAGGAUGUAUUAAGUUUAAUUUUUUUUAUACAUAACAAUUACAGGGGCAACAAAAGUCACGCUUAAUGUUAUCACUCAAGCUGCCCCUUAGAAGUUUUCAUCCUUGGUGUUUGAAAAAUGUUAUCACCCCAUUCAAAUUUGUAUUCCAGUCAGUGGCGCAGCUAUGGUUAGUGCAGCCAGGGGAGGGCCUUGAUUUUUCUCACUUCCUCAAAAAGCUGUGCAGUUGGCCAAAAAUGCUGCCCUUCCAAAAAAUAAAGAAUGCAUUAUUGCCCCCUCCUCACCCCCAUGCCUAUACGACUUAUUCCAGUGGUCCUUGUCCUUUUUACUACUUGCACACAAAAAAAUUUAAAUAAAAACAUCAAACCUCCUAAUAAACUGGUAAAUUAAUAUGGAGAUAUCACUAAGAUUUUAUUUUAAUUGUUGAAAGCCGUCAAAUACAACAACAUAAUCUAACCUUAUUGAAAGUGUUUACAUCAUUUGUGAAGUUAACUUUAGAUACAUGGUUUAAGAACUUAAGUCUAAGAUAUUUUUGGAUGUGCACCAUUUGUAAAAUGAAAUAGUGCAUGUUCAAAUAAAAGUCAAAUACAUAAAAGUUAAAAGGGGAUAUCAAAACACAAACUAAAAAUCACAUUAUGAAACAAACCAUUGCUUUUAUAUAAGUUUCGGACUUUAGAUCACCUAAAAGCUAAAUAAAUUGUCCCAGCUAAAUUUAAGUUCAUGUCAGCAGAUUACAAGAGGGAUCUCCAUGGAAAAAAUCACCUUCAUAUGGCUUGUUGUUCUUGAGAUCUCGUGAUCAGUGAGUGAGUCAGUGUUAUUAGUAUUAGGCUUUUAUCUAUAAAAACUACCAGGUUCAUUUAUGGAUUAAAAAAACACUUCAUAAUAUAAAGGUACACAUGUACAGCCUGGUAUAGUAUAAUCAAUUACUAGAGCACAGGUUCCAAGCCCAUGGGAUGGGACAUUAAAAUUUUGUAAACAUUUUAAAUAGAAUUUCUAUCAGGUCACCGGAUGAAACAAGAAACUAAGAGCAAUAGUGAUUUUUAAACAGUUUUUAAUUGAAGUCUUUAAGUUUGAAUUACAAUUUCAAAUAAUUAAAUAUGCUAGAGAAAUAUUUUAGAUGUUUUGUGUUUAAAUUUUUAUAAUUGUAAAAUGAUGUCUUGGUUAAAAUAUCUAUUUAUUUAUGAGUUGAAAAUGUAUAUGUACGAUAUACCGGUAAUCAAAAUACAUUUCCAUUUAUUUGGAUCAAUUAAGGAAUCUUAUCUUAAAUUAUAUAAUACUGAAAAAUCUUGUUUUGAUGCAUUUUCAUUUACCGGAAUUUACCCUAUUAGAAAGCAUUUUCUUUCAAUGUAUUGCUGUCAUCGAUCACAUUCCUUCUAUAUGAAUGUGGUCUCUACUUGAGACGCUUGAGAACCUGUGUGCUAGAGCUAUGGGGCUUAAUAAUUCAGUGCUAAUAACUUGAUUUUACAGGCUCUGGCUUAAAGCUAAAAUUUGUGAUAAGCUGAAAUUUAAAAAAAGACAAGAACAUUGUAUUCUGAAAGUUUUACUCAAUGGGAGUAUUACCUUGGACAUUUUUUGUUUAUUAAAAGUAAAAGCAUGUCGGAUCUCUGGAUCACACUUAAGGAACCCUUAUUUCUACCAUGGCUCUGUUGAAAUUGUCCAUAGUUACUGUUGCUUGAUCCCCAAACUCAUUUAAUCAAAUCAAGCAAAAACAUUUGAUUUCCUUGUCUUUGGGGUUUUCAGCUCUACAUCACUUUCUUGGCUCUCUCAAGAUAUUGCUAUCUCUGAUCCUUGUAUUUCCUCGAUUAAGUUUUAACUGUCCCAUUAAUCACCCAUAAAUUCUUUUAGGAGUGCCAUCAUUGUCUAUUGACGAGGAUGUAACCAAUCUGGCUCUGUGUAAUUUUAUCUAGGGAUAUUCCAGUGAAUUUGUAGAUAUCCUUGCAGGCAGAUAAGGUCCAUCCAAAGACAUGAUUUUUUUAAAUGACAGAUUUUAUGUAAAUACUUGUUCUAAAGUCAGCUUUUUUUGUGUGUGGAAUCAUUUCAGGGGAAUGAGUGGGGUGGGGAUCUUUUAAGUGGUUCAUAGAAGAUUGAUACAAUUACAAUAAUAAAAAAUUAUGACGCAAAAAUUACAGUCACCAUAAAGCUGUAUGCAAAAUUGGGUCAUAAGUUUUAUCUUUUUUUUUUUGCGCCUGCCCUAAUUGGCUGUCCUUAAUCAAAGCACCUACCAUUUAUUAGUUUUUAAAUCUUUAGCUUCAACAAUUAUUGGAUUUGAAAAGUUUUAAAAACUUUUGUGCUGUAGUGCUUAUAUAUACCAGGUACCGGUAACUAAUAUUAGCAUAUUAUUUUGUUGUUUAUACAUUUUCAGGUGUUUUUUCCCAGCCAAAACUAGUGGGGGGGGGGGGGCGGCUUUAGAAUGCGUAUAAAUAAUAAUCUUUACCCAUUCAUAGUUAGUGACAUGCCUUUAUAAAACAUUACUAUUAUAUUUACACGGUACCGGUAAAUAAUAUUUGCAUUUUAUUUUGUUGUUUAUACAUUUUCAGGUGUUUUUUCCCAGCCAAAACUAGUGGGGGGGGGGGGGCAGCUUUAGAAUGCGUAUAAAUAAUAAUCUUUACCCAUUCAUAGUUAGUGACAUGCCUUUAUAGAACAUUACUAUAUAGAACAUCAGAACAUUAUCAUUAAGUUCAAACAUUUUAAUUUUAUAAUGAAACAACAAAAAAGAAAUAAAACGCAAGUUAAAAAGUUAGUUGUUAUGUAAAAAAAAUUUUUUUUUUUAAUCUCUAGAAGUAGAAGGCACCUGUAUGUUAGUUCAGAAUAUACCUUACUAUAUCAUUAUUAUUUAAAUAAAUUUUUUUUUUUUUCAUUUAUCCAGGAAGCCAUGAGUAAGCUAAAGGAAGCUACAGCGUCUCAGGCUGUUUUGGCUUACAUGAUCAAACAAAACAGGCCAUACAGUGUACAGGAUGUCUUCCAAAAUAUGGGAAAAGAUUUGGGUAAAACAGCCGUGAUGAAAGCCAUGGAGGGACUCACUGCAGAGGGUAAGCUCAAAGAGAAAGUUUAUGGCAAACAGAAAGUGUAUGUGGCUGAUCAGAGUCAAUUCCCUGCUGUGAAUGAUGCUGAGUUAAGAGCAAUUGAUGAGAGAAUCACACAGCUGAAUGAAAAAAUUCAACUCAGCCAAGAAGAAAUUCGUAAACUUGAGACUGAACUUCAGCAGUACAAUGGAACCAUGUCAACAAAUAUGGCUCGCUCAGAACUUAGUCAAAUAUAUCCAGAAAUUGAAGCCCUGAAGCUGAAGCUAACAAAGCUGAAAGAAGGGAGAGUGUUGAUAUCCAAAGAAGAGAAAGAAAUAAUCUUUAAAAACAGAGAAAAGUAUGUCAAGGAGUGGAGGAAAAGGAAAAGAACUGCAUCAGAUAUUCUCAACUCCAUAAUGGAGGGCUACCCUAAAUCCAAGAAGCAGUUGUUUGAAGAAAUCGGGAUUGAAACAGAUGAAGACUGCAAUGUAAAACCACCAGACCUGUAAAGUCUUUUUAACUUUAUGGGUGAGCUUACCAAGAGGAGUGUAAAGUUGGGUGGUGAAUCAUGUUGAGAAUCUCUUUACAUUUUCACAUCACAGAGAAAUGAUGCACUGACUUAUUAGACUCUGGCAUACUUCAAACAUUAUUCUCUAUAUGUCAAAAACAUUUUAACUGAACUGGUCUACAAAAAAGUUGUGAUUCC
Lymnaea stagnalis (great pond snail) is the source of this 4675-nucleotide messenger RNA. The record is from the annotation of a GenBank genome assembly. NCBI's taxonomy places the organism in Eukaryota, Metazoa, Mollusca, Gastropoda, Lymnaeidae.